Pipra filicauda (Wire-tailed manakin) is the source of this 963-nucleotide messenger RNA. RefSeq names its product homeobox B2 (gene HOXB2). Gene Ontology annotation, biological process: regulation of DNA-templated transcription. NCBI's taxonomy places the organism in Eukaryota, Metazoa, Chordata, Aves, Passeriformes, Pipridae. Bases 1 to 963 code for a protein of 320 amino acids. Gene Ontology annotation, molecular function: DNA binding; DNA-binding transcription factor activity, RNA polymerase II-specific. The transcript has 2 exons. The record is from RefSeq and is a predicted model, not a curated record.
AUGAAUUUUGAAUUUGAGAGGGAGAUCGGGUUUAUAAAUAGCCAGCCUUCGCUCGCAGAGUGCCUGACGUCUCUCCCCGCUGUCCUGGAGACAUUUCAAACUUCAUCAAUCAAGGACUCGACAUUAAUUCCUCCUCCUUUUGAGCAAGCCGUCCUCAGCCUGAAUCCUUGUUCCAGCAGCCAGGCGAGACCGAGGAGCCAAAAAAGAGCAUCUCAUGGCCUGCUCCAACCCCAGCCCCCGGCUCCGGCACAGCCCGGCCCCCUGGCAGCGGAAUUCCCUUGGAUGAAGGAGAAGAAAUCGGCCAAGAAAACCACCCAGGCUCCAUCCUCUUCUUCCUCUUCUUCCCCCCCGUCAUCUUCCUCGCUGCCGGUCCCUGCCGCAGGAUCUCCCGCAGACACGCAGGGGCUCGGAGACGGCGGCGGCUCCAGGAGGCUCCGCACCGCCUACACCAACACGCAGCUGCUGGAGCUGGAGAAGGAGUUCCACUUCAACAAAUACCUCUGCAGGCCCCGGCGGGUGGAGAUCGCGGCUCUGCUCGACCUCACCGAGCGCCAGGUGAAGGUGUGGUUCCAGAACCGGCGGAUGAAGCACAAGAGGCAGACCCAGCACAAAGAACCCCCCGACGGGGACCUCGCCUACCCCGGCCUGGACGAGGGCAGCGACCCCGCCGAGGAGGCGGAGGGGAGCCCCGGCUUGGGGCCGCUCCCGGAGCCCCGGGGGCCCCCCGGCAGCUCGGAGCCGGUGGCCGCGGGCGAGCCCAGCGCCCGCCCCGGGAGCCGCGAGUCGCCUCCGCUGCCCGAGCUGAGCAUCUUCUCGGCGGAGUCGUGCCUGCAGCUCGCCCAGGGGCUUUCCCCGACUCCCCACGGCUCCCUGGAGAGCCCCGUCCACUUCUCCGAGGAAGACCUGGACUUUUUUACGAGCGCACUUUGUACCAUAGAUCUGCAACAUUUAAAUUUCCAAUAG